Molecule: messenger RNA, 686 nt
Organism: Lathyrus oleraceus (garden pea)
Lineage: Eukaryota; Viridiplantae; Streptophyta; Magnoliopsida; Fabales; Fabaceae
Exons: 3
Coding region: 207-464 (85 amino acids)
Source: RefSeq, a predicted model, not a curated record
UCAUAAGCUAUUUUGGCCCUUCACUCUAGAUAUGUAUGGAUAACACAAUGUGACACAUAUUGCUAUACUCAAAAUACUAUAUAUUAUAUUAUAUAUAAACAAAACAUAUACACUCAAAAUAUCUUUCAUUUCAUGUACUUUUUAGGUUUGUUUGCUUUCUUCUUCUAAUCCAUUUGUUUUGUCUAUUAGCAAAAGAAUUAAGCACAAUGCAUCAUCACACCCAUCAAUACCCUCUUCCUUGUUUGCAUUGUCAUCCACAUAGCUAUAUUAGGAUGGUUCAAAAUUUGAUAGAGAGAUGCUUGAUGUUUCAAAUGAGUCAAGACCAAUGCAUUAAGACGUUAGAAGAACAUGCAGGGAUUGAGCCACUUGUUACUCUUACAGUGUGGAGAGAAUUGCAAAAGGAGAAUGAGGAGUUCUUUAGAGCAUAUUUGCAACAACUUAUCCCUCCAAAAUUCCAUCAAUGAUGGAUCAAGGACUAAAAAUAAUGUUGAUUGAUUAUAAUAAGGAAUAAGUUGUAGGAUUUAUUUGGUUAGUUUUUCCUUUAGAAUUUGUGAUUAUGAAGCAUAUAUAUUAUAGUGUUUAAUGGCUAUAGUUAUUUUUUUUAAUGUUUUCUAAAUAUAUCUUGGUUUAAUGUAAACCCUCAAUGUGACAAAAGUGAUUAAAGUAUUUUAUAUUUACUUUUGCAA